Messenger RNA from Bufo gargarizans (Asiatic toad), 1095 nucleotides. RefSeq lists its product as uncharacterized. The transcript has 4 exons. The record is from RefSeq and is a predicted model, not a curated record. NCBI's taxonomy places the organism in Eukaryota, Metazoa, Chordata, Amphibia, Anura, Bufonidae. Bases 1 to 1095 code for a protein of 364 amino acids. Gene Ontology annotation, cellular component: nucleus; transcription regulator complex. Gene Ontology annotation, biological process: regulation of transcription by RNA polymerase II.
AUGUGUAAGUAUCAUAUACUUUGGUAUUCAAAAUUAAAUUAUCUAAUUUCUUUUGUUUGUUUUUUUUGGUUCAAGGUUUCCGCAGUCUCCACCAGGGAAGAUAGGGAGUUUGUCAUUCCCAGCAGUGAUAACGAACUCCUUAUCCAACUGGUGGAGGCGCGUCCCGCACUAUGGGACCCCUCCGACCACAAACAUGCCGACCAUCAUCUCAACCAGCGGCUCUUCACUGGCUGGGAGGAUCUCUCUGCGGCGGAUAAAAAAGAAUGUGUGGACAAGGUUAUCACUCGGUGGCGGUCAAUCCGGGACCGCUUCAAGAGAGAGUAUAAUAGGGAGGUUCACGCCCCGAGUGGUUCAGGAGCACGACCAAAGAAGCCCUACGCUCAUAAUGCGGCGCUGGGGUUUCUUCGUCCGACACUGGGCCUUCGAAGAACUGCCAGCAGCACUCGGGAGCCUGAACCCUCUCUUGAAGCGGCCCCCGAAUCGGCUGCCACCACCAGCCCUCCUGUCCCUCAUUCACCUGUUCAGGUCAAUCCUGGUCCCCUACCUGGUCCCUCUUUUCAGCGUACGCUCUCAACUUGUCGACAAAAUGUGAGAGCUACGCUGAAUAGCAGGAGAUUUGGUAGGAGCCGUCGGGAAAACUAUGGGGACCUUGUAGAGAUUGUUUCCAAUGCUCUAGAAGGUUUUGCAGAAGAGAUGCGUCAAGUUUUGGAUGACUUGGCACGCCGAGUGGAGGGGGCGGAGUCGGCACGUCAACUCACCGAAAACGAACAUUACCUGCAAACCUUUGUCUCCCGAAUGGACCAAAUGAAUCCCGAACAGGUGCAUGAGUUCCGUAAUUUGAUGGAGAAUGGGUCGUGGGAAAUCUUGCACCGCCCCCCACCCACUACCUACCCCCCACCUACUAUCUACCCCCCAACCCACGCGUAUCAACAUGGGCACCAUCAAGCUACCCAUUUUCAACAUCCUUCCCUUUCCCAACCCCCCGAGCAUGGACCUACUCUCAGUAUAAAAACUAGAGUGAGACACUCCGCCCACCCUCAUUCAGUGUCCUCCAAGGUUGCCAAGUUUUUAGGAAUCUCUCAUGGUUUCUGUUAA